This is a messenger RNA of Melampsora larici-populina 98AG31, 444 nucleotides long. RefSeq lists its product as uncharacterized. The record is from RefSeq and is a predicted model, not a curated record. The transcript has 4 exons. Bases 1 to 444 code for a protein of 147 amino acids. Lineage: Eukaryota; Fungi; Basidiomycota; Pucciniomycetes; Pucciniales; Melampsoraceae.
AUGGAUGGUUCCUUUGAACAAACACAUCAAAGGUAUCAAGAUACAUUAAACAAAGCUUUAUCAGAAUUCAAAUCAUUAUUAUCUUCAAAUCAAUCAAAUCAAUGGAAACCAAUCCCACCUACUGCAACCCAAGUAAAUCCACAUACUCCAUUUUUAGAUUCGAAACCAAACCCACGUGAAUUAUUAAAUGGAAUCGUUUUGAAUCCUCCUAAGCUUAGAGGGAUGUGGGAUAAUUUAGUUGAUAAAGCUCAAGGUAUUGAAGUCUUCGAUUCCAAUACUAGGAUUGUGAAAACCGAUUUUAGAUUAGGUUGGCUUGAAAAUCCAAGAGAUUCGAUUACAAUUACCAAAACGUUUCAUGAAUUUAAUACGAUUAUCGAUACUUCAACUUCUUUACUUCCUUCAGUAGAUGAACCAGUUUACUUAAGCCCAACUAGGGAGAGGUGA